GACAGCAGGGACGCUCGCUCGUCGCAAUGUGUUGUGGCCGUGAUUGUUUGUUGUUAUGAUUCCCAUGAGGCUUGUGAGGGCACAGUACGAGGACCUCGGAGACGCUGAACAAGAUGGCGAGGCCUCGUUGCAUCGGUGGUCGCGGCGACUGUCGCGGGCGGUGUCGCGCGCACGCCGCUGGCUGGUAUACCAGAUAGGCGCCCGGCCACAAUACGAGGAUGAGGCGACGACGUCGGGCGUGACGGACGGCGCGGCGGACGAGGCCAACCGCGUCAUCUUCGUCAACCGCCCGCAGCCGCAGAAGUUCGUCAGCAACCGCAUCUCCACCGCCAAGUACAGCCUGCCGUCGUUCGUGCCACUGUUCCUGUUCGAGCAGUUCCGGCGGUACUCGAACUGCUUCUUCCUGCUGAUUGCGCUGCUGCAGCAGAUCCCCGACGUGUCGCCCACUGGCCGCUGGACGACGCUCACGCCGCUCGUCCUCAUCCUAAGUGUCAGCGCGCUCAAGGAGAUCGUCGAGGAUUUUAAGCGUCACCGCGCGGAUGACGAGACGAACCGGCGGCGCGUGGAGGUGCUGUGCGGGGAGGUGUGGAAGGCGGUCCGCUGGGAGCGCCUGCAGGUCGGCGACAUCUGCCGCGUCCUCAACAACCAGUUCUUCCCCGCUGACCUCGUGCUGCUCGCCUCCAGUGAGCCGCAAGGGAUCUCGUUCAUCGAGACGUCGAACCUGGACGGCGAGACGAACCUGAAGAUCCGGCAGGCGCACGCGCACACCGCGCAGCUGCGCACGCCGCCGCAGCUCGCCCAGCUCGCCGCCACCCUCACCUGCGAGCCGCCCAACAGACACCUGUACGAGUUCAACGGCAUGCUGAAAGAGACCAACGCCAGCACGAUGCCGCUGAGCCUCGAGCAGCUGCUGCCGCGCGGCGCGAUGCUGCGCAACACGGGCUGGGUGUUCGGCGCCGUCGUCUACACCGGACACGAGACCAAGCUCAUGAAGAACUCCACAAAAGCGCCACUGAAGCGGUCGUCCAUAGACAAGGAGACGAACACGCACAUCCUGCUGCUGUUCGGUAUCCUGCUGGCGCUGUCGCUGCUGAGCGCCGCGUGCUCAGAGCUGUGGCUGCGCCGCCGCGGGCCCGCCGACUGGUACCUCGGCCUCGAUGAGGCACAGAACGCAAAUUUCGGAUUCAACUUUUUAACCUUUUUAAUAUUAUACAAUAAUCUUAUACCUAUUUCUCUACAAGUUACUGCCGAAAUCGUGCGAUUUUUUCAAGCGAAAUUCAUAGCGAUGGAUAGCGAGAUGUACCACGCGGAGUCGGACACGCCUGCGCAGGCGCGCACCUCCAACCUCAACGAGGAGCUGGGCAUGGUCAAGUACGUGUUCAGCGACAAGACCGGCACCCUCACCUGCAACGUCAUGGAGUUCCACAAGUGCUCCAUCGCCGAGACGAUGUACUCGCGGCCGGCGGCGGGCGAGCGGGCGGAGGACACGCUGCUGGCGCAGCGGCUGCGGGAGGGGGGGCAGGUGGCGGGGGACAUCGACGAGUUCCUCACCAUGCUCGCCGUCUGCCACACAGUCAUACCCGAGCCCCGCGCCACCGAGCUCGACUACCAUGCCGCUUCACCCGACGAGCGCGCGCUCGUGUUGGGCGCGGCGUCGUUCGGGUACGUGUUCGAGGCGCGCACGCCGAGCACGGUGACAGUGCGCGCGCGCGGCGAGCCCCGAACGUACACCGUGUUGCACGUCAUCGCCUUCACAUCCGCCCGCAAGCGAAUGUCCGUUAUCGUGCAAGACGAGAAAGGCAACAUAAAGUUGUACUGCAAGGGAGCUGACUCGGCGCUAUACCCGCGGCUGGCGGGCGGCGCGGGCGCGCAGUACGCGGCGGGCACGCUCGCGCACCUACAGCGGUUCGCCACGGAGGGGUUACGCACGCUCGUGUUCGCUGUCGCCGAUAUACCCCUCCCCGUCUAUCAGGAAUGGGCGAACACGUACCACAAGGCGAGCAUCGCGAUCGCGGACCGCGAACAAAAGCUGGAGGAGGCGGCCGUGCUCAUCGAGACCAACCUGCGGCUGCUCGGCGCCACCGCCAUCGAGGACAAGCUGCAGGACGGCGUGCCCGAAACGAUAGCGGCGCUGCUGAGCGCGAACAUCCACGUGUGGGUGCUGACGGGGGACAAGCAGGAGACGGCCAUCAACAUCGCGCACGCCGCGCGCCUGCUCGCCGCGCACACGCCGCUGCUGCUGCUCAACGAGGACAGCUUAGAUGCGACGCGCGAGAGCCUGUCGCGCCACACGGCGGAGUUCGGCGAGAACCUGCGCAAGGAGAACGACGUUGCGCUCAUCAUCGACGGCAAGACGCUCAAGUACGCCACCGGCUGCGACCUCAAGAAGGACUUCAUCGACCUCUGCCUGUCCUGCAAGGUCGUCGUGUGCUGCCGCGUCUCGCCGCUGCAGAAAGCUGAGGUGGUCGAGAUGGUAUCUAGCGCGACGGGUGCGGUGACGCUGGCGAUCGGCGACGGCGCCAACGACGUGGCGAUGCUGCAGCGCGCCUCCGUCGGCGUCGGCAUAUCCGGCGUUGAGGGCCUGCAAGCUGUCUGCGCCUCCGACUAUAGUAUAGCUCAGUUCCGGUUCCUGCUGCGGCUGCUGCUGGUGCACGGCGCGUGGAACUACUCGCGCAUCUCCAAGCUCAUCCUCUACUCCUUCUACAAGAACAUCUGCCUCUACGUCAUCGAGCUCUGGUUCGCCAUAUACUCCGCCUGGUCGGGCCAGAUUCUGUUCGAGCGGUGGACGAUCGGGUUCUACAACGUGAUAUUCACGGCGCUGCCGCCCUUCGCCAUCGGCCUCUUCGACAAGAUCUGCUCGCCCGAAAUUAUGCUCAGGCACCCGGUACUAUACGCGCCGUCGCAGCAGAGGCUGCUGUUCAACGUGCGCGUGUUCUGGGUGUGGGCGGUGAACGCGCUGCUGCACUCGGUGCUGUUGUUCUGGCUGCCGGUGCUGCUGGCGGCGCACCACGUGAUGUGGCCCAGCGGCAAGGACGGCGGGUACCUAGUGCUCGGCAACUUUGUGUACACGUACGUGGUGGCGACGGUGUGCCUGAAGGCGGGUCUGGCGACGCACUCGUGGACGUGGGUGACGCACAUGUCCAUAUGGGGCUCCGUCGGCAUGUGGUUCAUCUUCAUACUCAUUUACAGCAACCUGUACCCGGCCGUGGGUAUCGGCGCGGUGAUGCGCGGCAUGGACCGCAUGGUGUUCGGCUCGCUGGUGUUCUGGUUCGCGCUGCUGCUCAUCCCGGCCGCCGCGCUGCUGCCCGAUCUGCUCAUCACUGUAGUUCACAACUCCGCAUUCAAGACUAUGACUGAGGCAGUGCGCGAGAGUGAGAUAAAGAAACGUGAUCCCGCCGCUCUCCUCGCACCACGACACUCUGAGGUCCGCGGACGCGCGUGGCGCCGCCGCACCGUGGCGCCGGCCGAUCGUCCGGCCGCGCUCGACGCCGGCCGCGCCGCGAACGGCCUGGAGCUCCAAAAUGGUGGCCGACUACAAAAUGGCGGAUCCUCGCCGCGCCGCCCGCCGCGCGCGCGAGUCUCGCACAUCGUAUGACGUCCCGCUAGCGUCGACGACAUCGACAUGGACGUCUUUGGCGUCACGAGGGACGAAACAUUCCACUGAGUGCUCCAUUUUACUGUAGCGAUUUGUACAAACUGUAAAUAGUGUUUCUAUUUUGUAUCGAUUGGUCGGUCCCAUCCGCCGAUUUUCGCUCCCACAGAAGUAUGCGAGAGUUGUGUUUUUUUUAAUUUAUCAAAACGUUCUGUGGGAUCGACGAUCGCGAGUAGGCGCCUAGACAUACUUCCAGAGCGUGCAACGCGAAUAUUUUGAUACGAUAUACUUAUACCUGUAGUUUAGGUCGGCAUAGCGUCCGGGCGGUGAGCCGCGGCGCGCUGUGGGGGACGAAGGUGCUGCGACGGUGAAUAUGCCCGGUGUGGCUAGACCCCAGCACGCAACACGAAGCGAGGUUCAAACAUUAUACACUAUUGUAAUUUCGUACAAGAUUAUUUUGAUUUAAUUAAAAAAAAUCGUUGCUACUUUUUAACAGAGCCCGAGUUAAAUAGUGUAUAUUAUUUGCACCCGGCCCGUAGUGACGCUAGACUGACGCUAGAAUAUAACUCUAGGUAGUAGGCGCCAUAUCGUUUACUCGCUCGUUCUGCUUCGCUCGCAGACCAGCGAGCCAAUGUUAGUGCGAGCGAGACAAAAAUAAAGUAAAGUUGUACAUCAUUUUGAUAUUAUAAUAAUAUAAUGUAUGGCAUUAUCUCAUUUCAUAUUAAUGUGAAUACUUGUUAUAUUUACAAAAAAAAAAUUACUAACAAAUUAUGAUAUUCUUUCACACGUUUUAAAUGUGUAUAAAGUUAUCUCUGACAUUCCUUUAUUUCAAAUAACCUUGCGGGUUAAGUUAUUUUUAAUUGAAAAAAUUUGAAUUUUAUGUUUAAGGUAAUCGAUUUUCCUGGUAAUAUCAUGUUGCAAUUGUCAGUUUUUCUUUGAAAUUGCCAGUUUUAUUUUACAUAUUUUCCUAAAAUAUGAACUAAUAAGCGAUCACGAAUUUCUUCUAAUAUAAAUCAUUAUAGACGUAAAGUAAGUGAUUUGAUCUGAAAUAUUUUUAUAUCGUAGUUCUUUCCAAUGUGUGAUAUCAAAAAUGCAUUUACAUAGUAGUCAGUGUUGUUUGAAACAUGUGUUGUGUGCCACAUAUUUUUUAUAACUUAUUUAUAAACAAUUAAAUAGUAAAAAAAUUAAGUCAAUAAUUUAAAAAAAAAGUAGAAAAUGUUUGAUAUUAUCAGUCUUCUAUUAGUCACUUUAAGUGCUGCCAUAUGACGUUAUAGACUAAUCGUUAUAAGUUUGAAAUUGGCUUACUUAAGUUGGAUAAUUCGGAUGCAGCUAAAGCGUUAUCAUCCAGUUUGGACGAACGCUUAAGCUUAGAUAGAGGCAGAGGCCUCAGGGUCAAUUCAGACCGCAACCGGACGUGUAGAUGCAUUUG
Messenger RNA from Aricia agestis (brown argus), 5021 nucleotides. It is a transcript of the gene ATP8A, whose product is annotated as probable phospholipid-transporting ATPase IA. The record is from RefSeq and is a predicted model, not a curated record. Gene Ontology annotation, molecular function: ATP hydrolysis activity; magnesium ion binding; ATPase-coupled intramembrane lipid carrier activity. Gene Ontology annotation, cellular component: plasma membrane. NCBI's taxonomy places the organism in Eukaryota, Metazoa, Arthropoda, Insecta, Lepidoptera, Lycaenidae. Bases 56 to 3595 code for a protein of 1179 amino acids. Gene Ontology annotation, biological process: phospholipid translocation. The transcript has 24 exons.